Caenorhabditis sp. 36 PRJEB53466 is the source of this 1334-nucleotide messenger RNA. Lineage: Eukaryota; Metazoa; Nematoda; Chromadorea; Rhabditida; Rhabditidae. The record is from the annotation of a GenBank genome assembly.
AUGUCGUCACAACGGCUGAUAAAACUGCCGCAUCGGGUACUUUUGAAGCUCCACGGCGCCGACACGAACGCUUUCCUUCAGGGACUCAUUACCAAUGACGUCACGUGGGUUUUACUGUUAUUUAUAUUAUUAAGAAGUGGAAGGAUACAGAAAUCCACUUGAAAAAUGAUUUGUUGCAAAACAAUUGAGCAAAAGUCGAUAUUUCUCCAGAAAACUGCAAUCACAAUCGGGUCUGGCUGCAUUUGUGCUGAACACGCAGGGCCGAAUCGUCGAAGACGUGCUCCUGUGGCGACGUGGCACCGAUGACAUGUUCCUGGAGUGCUCGCGGAGCAAUCAGACUGUCUUAGUCAAGGAAAUCGCCAAAUAUCGGCUCAGAAAACAGGUGGAGAUCAGCGAAACGACGGAUUUCGUCUAUUUCGAACAAGAAGCCGGCGAUCAUCAUGGUAGGCAUUUAAAAAACAAUUUCUAAACAUUUUCAAUGUGUCUAGAAUCUUUUCCAGAACAUCGUGACCCUCGAUUUGCCGGAUUUGGAGCUCGAGUCUUUGGACAUCCGUCGGAUUUUAGUGAAAAUUGUGAAAAGUACGAGAAUUUGAGGCGGAGUGCCGGAAUUGCGGAAGGCGCCGAAGAGCUCAAGGAUUUGUUGCCGUUUCAGGUGAACAAAUCUGCGAGAAUUCAAAAGAAAACGUUCAAAAAUGUUAAGGCCAACGGAGACCUCCUAAAUAUGGUCUCACUGGACAAAGGAUGCUAUAUCGGACAAGAAUUGACGGCCAGAACUGCUCAUACAGGUUUCAAACAAUUUAUAGACUUCUGCAAUUUUUUUUUUUGACAUUUUAGGAGUGAUCCGACGUCGAAUUCUGCCGUUCGAGUGCGAAGGACAAGUGAAACAGGGCGCCAGUAUUGUAGAUGAGAAGAAGAAUAAAGUGGGAACGGUAAGGCAUUUUUUGAAACGUUUCUCACUGGUUUACACAAAAGCAAUCGAAAUUUCAAGCUUAAAAGCGCAACAUUUGAAAAUUUUCACAUUUCUCUGCAACCACCGCGACGCGAAAAUGCAGACUUUGCAGAGCAAAUGACGCCAAACGAAACAACGAAAAAACGGCUUUAAAAAUAGGCCCAGCGUGUUUUCACGAUUGUUCAAUUUCAGAAAAGUCCGGAAACGUGUUUUUCAGGUAAUCUCAUCGGACACGACUCGUUGCCUCGGAAUGCUUCGUCUUGCCUCGUUCAAAUCGACGAAACUGAGCGCCGAUGACGUCAUUUUGACGGCCAGAAAGCCGGAAUGGAUGCCCGACAAGAUUCUUGCCAAUAAUUCGAAUAAGACCAGUUUGACGGACUCUUGA